Molecule: messenger RNA, 1002 nt
Organism: Cariama cristata (Red-legged seriema)
Lineage: Eukaryota; Metazoa; Chordata; Aves; Cariamiformes; Cariamidae
Gene: CHMP3
Product: charged multivesicular body protein 3
Exons: 6
Biological process (GO): late endosome to vacuole transport; protein transport; endosome transport via multivesicular body sorting pathway
Cellular component (GO): ESCRT III complex; multivesicular body
Source: RefSeq, a predicted model, not a curated record
CGUCCCAGUUUGGGGCCGCAGUUCAAGAAGGAUAUCGACAAACUGGGCAGAGUGUAGCAGAGGACCACCAAGAUGGUGGAGGACUGGAGCCCAUGACACAGGAGGAGAGGGUCAAUGAAUGGUCCUUGAAGAUAAGGAAAGAAAUGAGAGUGAUUGAUAGACAGAUCAGAGAUAUCCAGAGAGAAGAGGAGAAGGUGAAGCGGUCAAUAAAGGAUGCUGCCAAAAAGGGUCAGAAAGAUGUGUGUGUGAUCUUGGCGAAGGAACUGAUCCGCUCUCGAAAGGCUGUAAGCAAACUCUAUGCAUCCAAAGCUCACAUGAACUCUGUUCUCAUGGGGAUGAAGAACCAGCUUGCCGUUCUGAGAGUAGCAGGCUCAUUGCAGAAGAGCACAGAAGUCAUGAAAGCUAUGCAAAAUCUAGUAAAAAUCCCUGAAAUCCAAGCAACGAUGAGGGAGUUGUCCAAAGAGAUGAUGAAGGCUGGUAUUAUAGAGGAAAUGCUGGAGGACACCUUUGAAAGCCUGGAGGAUCAGGAGGAAAUGGAAGAGGAAGCAGAGAUGGAAAUCGACAAAAUCCUUUUUGAAAUUACAGCUGGGGCCUUGGGUAAAGCACCAAGUAAAGUCACAGAUGCUCUUCCAGAGCCCGAACCCAUGGGAGCGGCUGCUGCUGUUGACGAGGAGGAAGACAUUGAAGCGAUGCAGUCACGGUUAGCGACCCUCCGGAGCUAAGGAGGAAACAAAAGUGUACAGUUUGCCUUUCUUUUUUUUGCAAUGGGAUAUUCUGUCCUACUUUCAAAAUGCAAAACUUAAUAUGUGAGAAUACUUUAUGUAAUAUAUAUAAUUUUUUUUUUCUUCCUGGGGAUUGUAUUCUCCAAGAAACUACUGUAAUAUACUUCUUGGGGAGUGCAGUCUGUAGAGAUUAUCUUACUGCUUUCUGUUCGGCCCGUCUCCCCUGUGAGAGGCUGUGGUGAAAUGGCAAUGGUGGCGUAACGUUAUGUAUUUUUAGAUA